Molecule: messenger RNA, 504 nt
Organism: Gongylonema pulchrum
Lineage: Eukaryota; Metazoa; Nematoda; Chromadorea; Rhabditida; Gongylonematidae
Source: the annotation of a GenBank genome assembly
AUGUGCGAUUGCUUUGAGCAUCUGAAGGAAUUGCAAGGACAAAAGGCACCGGAUUCUGACGAAACAGUGAAGGAAGCACGUAAUCGUGCUGCAACUAAUCACAGAGCAUCAGUAGCCGUAAGUUCUGAGAACGGUGCACUUGUUUCCGAUGUUGCUGAGAAAUCAGUUUUGAUGCCGUAUCAAAAUACGUGUGCCACUUCUUCAGCUGUCAAUGGUUGUCCAGCAAAAAGAAGUACCAGAAAAUCAGAUUCGGCCGAAAGUAUACGAAAUAUUUUGGAGGAUUUUUUAGCAAAUUCAUCAACCUCAGUUCUACCCGAUACAGAUCCGAUGAUGCCGGUUUUGUAUGAUUGUGCAUUUGGCAAUUCUCUGGCUACGGGCAUCGAUGAACUUUCGAGAUCACUAGCGAAAACUUCCGGCAGGUUGCCUUCAGAAAAAUUGCCUUUGAGCGAGCCGCCAUCAUCGUUGCUUACCUCUUCUUAUCCGCAUUUGCUGCAUCCAAAUUGC